This is a messenger RNA of Oryza brachyantha (malo sina), 1634 nucleotides long. Its product is annotated as 3'-N-debenzoyl-2'-deoxytaxol N-benzoyltransferase-like. The record is from RefSeq and is a predicted model, not a curated record. NCBI's taxonomy places the organism in Eukaryota, Viridiplantae, Streptophyta, Magnoliopsida, Poales, Poaceae. The transcript has 2 exons. The coding region runs from base 61 to 1449 and encodes 462 amino acids.
UCCUUCGACCUCCGAUCCGAUCCGUGCUCCCUCACUCUUCAGCUGCUCGUCGCCAUUGCCAUGGAGCCGCCGCCGCCGCCGCGGCAGCACCAGCUGCGAAUCCUGGAGACAGUGCAACUACAUCCGCCUCUGGCAGAUGGCCGGGUGCAGGCCGGGUCGUUCCCGCUGUCUGGCCUGGACACGGACCACAACGUGCUCGACGUCACCUUCCGCACGCUGCGGUUCUUCCCUCCCCACCCGCCGUCGCUCGACCCGUUCGACGUCCUCCCGCGCGCGUUUGCCGCCGCUCUGGAUAUGUUCGUCCCGCUCGCCGGAAGGCUUGGAGACGGCGGCCGUGUUGUCCGGACUGCCGCCGACACCGUCCCCCUCGUUCUCGCGGCGUCCGACCUCUCGGUGGCCGACCUCGACACCGACAGCCCGUGCUCCGCUCUGGUCGGCUGCCUCGCGCCGGGAGACGGCGACGGCGUGAUGGGAUCCCCGGCGCUCGCGCUUCAAGCCACGCGGUUCGCCUGCGGCGGCGUCGCACUGGGGAUGCGGGUGGCACACGCGCUCUGCGACGGCGCCGGCGCCACCAAGUUCCUUUCCGCCGCCGCGCGGUUCGCGCGCGGGGUGCAGGAGCCUGCGGUGGCGCCGGUGUGGGAGCGGCAGGCCCGGCUGGGGCCGAGGCGGCCGCCGCGCGUGGUGAAGCCGUUCGAUCGCGUCCUCGCGCUCGACGCCGCCGCCGCGCGGCACGGACCGUACGGCGCGACCGGCGAUGCACAAGCACAGAUCACGAGGGAGUGCUUCCACGUGAGCGAUGCCCGUGUGGAGACGCUCAGGGCGGGGGUCGCCGGCGAAGCUGGCCUCAAGCUCCCAACGUUCGAGUUCCUCGCCGCGUUCAUCUGGCGCGCCAGGGUGAAGGCCAAGGGAACGAGCCCCGACGAGGUGGUGAAGAUGGUGUACUCCAUGAACAUCAGCAAGCUCCUCGCGCCGCCGCUCCCGGACGGCUACUGGGGCAACGUGUGCGUCCCAGUGUACGUCGCCCUCACCGCCGGCGAGCUCGUCGGGCAGCCGCUGGCAGAGACAGCCGCCAUGAUCAAGAAGAGCAAGCAGGAGGUGGACGACGAGUACGUCCGAUCCUACAUCGACCUCCGGGAGCUGCGGCACGGCGGCGAGGGCGUCGUCACGGCGGGGCGCGGCGUGAGCGCGUUCACCGACUGGCGCCGCCUCGGGCACUCGGAGGUGGACUUCGGGUGGGGCGCGCCCGACGCCGUGCUGCCGCUCUCGUGGAGGCUGCUCGGCAGCACGGAGCCGUGCUUCUUCCUGCCGUACGGCGCCGGCGACGAGAGGCGGCGGCUGGGGUUCAAGGUGCUCGCCGCGGUGCCGCCGCAGGCGCUGCCCUGCUUCAGAGAGGAAAUGCAGGAGCUGUCGUCGCAACGCCAUUGCUUCCAUUCAAAACAAAAACUGUAAAUUUCACACCAAUCCGUUCAAAUUCAAACCCCGCUUUUCAAAUAAAAAAAUUACUUUGGAUCACUUUCACCGAUAUUUCACUUUGCACCACCUCAGGUUACUAUUUUUUUACACUGGAAAAUUUUGUACUUGAGUUACUUUAUAACGAUGGUAAAAAAGCUCUUAACUAUAGAUGGCCAUAUGGG